Molecule: messenger RNA, 1470 nt
Organism: Grosmannia clavigera kw1407
Lineage: Eukaryota; Fungi; Ascomycota; Sordariomycetes; Ophiostomatales; Ophiostomataceae
Product: FAD dependent oxidoreductase
Exons: 4
Coding region: 1-1470 (489 amino acids)
Biological process (GO): NAD+ metabolic process; L-tryptophan catabolic process; quinolinate biosynthetic process
Cellular component (GO): mitochondrial outer membrane
Molecular function (GO): FAD binding; NAD(P)H oxidase H2O2-forming activity; kynurenine 3-monooxygenase activity
Source: RefSeq, a predicted model, not a curated record
AUGGCAGGCAAUUCAAAAACAGUAAUUGUGGGCGCCGGACCAGUUGGAUCCCUCGCUGCUCUCUAUGCUGCUCAGCGAGGCCAUGAUGUGGAGAUCUAUGAACUUCGCAAUGAUCUCAGAGACCCGCUCACGACGCCACUCCUUUUCUCAAAAUCCAUCAACCUGGCACUCUCUGAGCGGGGGAUCAAUGCGUUGCGGCAAGUCGAACAUGGUGCCUUGUUAAGCGAGGUUUUCAAAACUACCAUCCCUAUGCGUGGUCGUAUGAUCCACGGGAAUAGGCCGUCUGGCGAGCUCUAUGAGGAAGCGCAAGACUAUGACGCCCACGGGCGGACCAUUUUUGCUGUCGACAGAACUGGGCUAAACGGCUGCCUGUUGGACGCCUUGGAACGGACGCCUAAUGUGAAAUUCUUCUUCAACCACAAGCUUACCGGCGCUGAUUUCCGGGCCCGAAAGGCCUGGUUCGAGGUGCAGGAUGCUGGGGUCAAGGCUACUGGCCGGGCGCGAGAGAUUGAAAUAGAUUUCGACUUGCUGAUUGGCGCCGACGGUGCCCACUCUUCUGUCCGAUAUCAUCUGAUGAAGUAUGCCCGGGUGGACUACAAGCAGGAGUACAUUGAUGCUUUGUGGUGCGAGUUUCACAUGGAGCCUCGGAAGGAGUCCUCGCCAGAAGAUCCCAUGUCUCGAUUUGCGAUAUCUCCCAACCAUCUUCACAUCUGGCCUGGAAAGAAGUUUAUGUUCAUUGCUAUCCCCAGCGAUGACGGUUCAUUCACAUGCACACUGUUCAUGCCAUCCGCUCAAUAUGCCGUCUUGGAGACGCAGCCUUCUGAGGUUCCGGCCUUUUUUGACCAGCACUUUCCGGGGGUGACAGCUCUGAUCUCCCCUGACAACCUUAUUGCAUCCUUCACAUCCAACGCGCACCUUCCACUCAUCAAUGUGAACUGCAAGCCGUACCACUUCCAGUCGUCCGUGGUGAUACUCGGCGACGCUGCCCACGCCAUGGUUCCAUUCUAUGGCCAAGGUAUGAACUGCGGCUUGGAGGAUGUGCGUAUCCUGUUCUCGAUUCUCGACAAAUACGAGACCAUGGACAGAAACGCCCCUGACGACCAGAACGCACAAGGGAUACAGCUCACACAACGAGCGCUUGCCCUGGCUGAAUACACCGCUCUGCGUGUGCCUGACGCCUUUGCCAUCAACGACCUGGCUCUGAAGAACUAUAUUGAGAUGCGGUCAUCUGUGCUGAGCCCGACAUACCGCCUGCGGAAAUAUCUUGAGGAGCAGCUGUCGCUGUACUUCCCGAGCCUGGGCUGGAAGACAAAGUACGCGCGGGUCUCUUUUGGCAAUGAACGAUACAGCGAUGUAGUGAAGAAGAGUGAGCAUCAGGGCAAGGUACUUCUCAAUGCCUUUAUAGGUGCCAUGGGAGUGCCGAUUCUUGCCGGCACUAUUGCCCUAUUCUGGAGGUACAGACGUUCAUAA